Molecule: messenger RNA, 1011 nt
Organism: Lactuca sativa (garden lettuce)
Lineage: Eukaryota; Viridiplantae; Streptophyta; Magnoliopsida; Asterales; Asteraceae
Molecular function (GO): protein dimerization activity
Source: RefSeq, a predicted model, not a curated record
AUGAGCUUCAUUUAUGAGGCCAUGGAUAGGGCUAAGGAGGCCAUUCGUGAUAGCUUUUCGAGACCAGAUGACUACAAGACAACUUUUGAAAUUAUAGAUUGCAGGUGGGAAUGUCAAUUACAUAGACCUUUGCAUGCGGCGGGACACUUCUUGAACCCGAGAAUAUUUUAUAAAGAUGUUAGUGGGGUAGCUUGUGAAGAAGUGGAAAAAGGUUUGUAUGAUUGCAUUACGAGGCUUGUUCCCGAGCAACAAGUUCAAGACAAGAUUUCGGAAGAGUUGGACAAAUAUCGGAAUGCACAAGGACUCUUUGGUAAUCGUAUGGCUGUUAGACAUAGGGAGACAAAAUCACCAGUUGAUUGGUGGGGAGCAUAUGGAUCUUCAACUCCUAAUCUAAAAUUUUUUGCUAUAAAGGUUCUUAGUCUCACUUGUAGUGCUACAAGUUGUGAAAAAAUUGGAGUGUUUUUCAACAUAAAAAGCUAUUUUUUUUUGCUGGAAUAUGUUUAUUAUUGCUGGAAAAUGCUAGAAAAAAAGUUGUUUUUGCAGAAAAAAAAUACUCUUCAUACAAAGAAACGGAAUAGAUUGGCACAAGAGAGAUUGAAUGACAUGGUGUUUGUCAAAUUCAAUCGGUCCUUGGAGCGACGGGCAAAAGACAAAGAGAACGAUCACCUUAUCCUACAAGAGAUUGAUGAAAGCAUCGAUUGGUUAAUAGGAAGAAUGGAAGAUGAGAGUGAUGAUGAGGUGGUAUUUGUUGGUGAAGAUUUAACUUGGAGAGAUGUAGCUCAUGCCUCUGGUGCUUAUGAGCCUAGUUAUCGAACUAGAGCAUCAAGAGUACAAAAUGAUGGAACCAGAACAUCGGACAUUAAUAAGGGAAAAACAACCGUUCAACCAUCUCAUAGACAUUUGGUAGAUGAAGAUGUGGAAGAAGAUAUCGGUGUCUAUAGUGAUGAUGAAGGAGGAGAUGGUGUCGUCCAAGUUGUCGAUGAAGAUGAUGAUAGUUUAGACGAUCUCUAG